Exaiptasia diaphana is the source of this 3244-nucleotide messenger RNA. Its product is annotated as potassium voltage-gated channel subfamily A member 7. Gene Ontology annotation, cellular component: membrane; voltage-gated potassium channel complex. Gene Ontology annotation, molecular function: delayed rectifier potassium channel activity. Lineage: Eukaryota; Metazoa; Cnidaria; Anthozoa; Actiniaria; Aiptasiidae. The record is from RefSeq and is a predicted model, not a curated record. Bases 764 to 2356 code for a protein of 530 amino acids. The transcript is spliced from 2 exons. Gene Ontology annotation, biological process: protein homooligomerization; potassium ion transmembrane transport.
AAACAAACGACAAAAACAAAACUCAAUUCGCGCUACGAUAAAAUAAGCUCUCGCUUCGAAAACAUAAGCUGCUUUCUCAACCACAAAACAGGAUAUUCUGAUUCUAAAUUUACCGAUAAAAAUGUUUUGGUAAUGUCAUUCGAAAAUUCUUUCAAUUUGGUUACAGUUAGUAGCCUUCUUCAGAUUCGUAAAAGCAGGAACAGAGUGUUGUGGAAUGCCAUGCAUAUUGAUAUACUUGGUGGGAUACCCUCUGGUAUGCUCUUACAAAGCUCAUUUGUAGCACAGGGUCAAUAUUGACCGACCACAUAGCUGAGAUCAAUAACUGAGAGAGAGUUAACGAUCCGGUUUAGUGUGCUUCCAGUAGACUAGUACAAAGAAUACAACACAAAUUCAACACCAGUUGGAAUUCAGUGGCRAAGGACUUCGAGUGACCUAUUGGAUUAUCGGAAUAUUUUUCGUGGGUUAGCUUUCUUAACCUUUGAAUCGAGUAGGAUAUAGAGCAGUUAUUUUCAUUUAUUAAUUGAUGUCCAAGUCCUAAGUGUUGGCGGCCGUCUGUCAUGUUUUAACGCUGUAGUGUUGCAGUGCAACGUUUCUACUUAUUAUUAUUUAUGCUCCCCAAGGAUUAAUUCAAGACUGACUCCAAUUGAACAGAUAGAGCUCAACAGAGCGUAUCAGCCAGCGCAGUCAACAAAGGUUUCUCGGCAUAGUGAAAUCUAUCCUUUAAUGAAACACACGAUUUCGCUCUGAACACCGAUUCGAUGAAAUGCCAGAGGAGUCCAAGGAAGAAAAAUCAAAGAAAACGGAAAAUGAAGACAGCUCCGCAGCGUCACAGAAGGAUAAGAGUUUGGAUGUUGCAAGUUUGGGUAAACGAGUCGUGAUCAACAUAUCGGGUCUGCGUUAUGAAACUUACGAUAAAACACUAGAACGGUUCCCUGAAUCACUGCUGGGAAGUCGUAGAAGGAGAGAGAAAUUUUAUGAUCAUGAAAAGAAGGAGUAUUUCUUUGACAAAAACAGGAUAUGUUUCGAGUCAAUUCUCGCGUACUACCAAACGUGCGGAGUGCUUAUUCGACCUCCGAACGUCCCAAGGAAGGUGUUUGUCAAUGACAUCAAGUAUUUUGAUUUAGGAGAACAAGCUUUGCAACAAGCAGGGGAUGAUUUGGACACUGCUUUCACGGCAGAAGACCGACCCAUGCCGAAAAACAAAGUCCAACGAAAAAUAUGGUCGACUUUUGAAUAUCCAGACACGUCAAGCAUAGCGCGAGCAACGGCUAUCUUUUCUGUCUCUGUUAUCAUUCUAUCGAUAGUACUGUUCUGUGUUGAAACUUUGCCGCAAUUUCAUCCAAAAACCGACAAGAAAACAACAGGAAACGCAACGGCUGAUGUACCUGUGCCCAAGCACAAGUCAUCUUCAGCYAAUUUCUCUUUUUUCGUGAUGGAGGCGCUUUGUAUCGCAUGGUUUACUUUUGAAUACCUUAUAAGAUUCCUCUGCAGCCCUAACAAAUGCAAAUUUGUGGUCUCUGUUCUUAAUAUUAUAGAUUUGGUUGCAAUUGUCCCGUUUUUCAUUACAUUACCUAUGAAAGAACCGACAAGUGUAUCGUCUCUGGCUAUUCUGCGAUGUGUAAGACUCGUCAGAGUAUUUAGAAUCUUCAAGCUUUCGCGUUAUUCACGAGGACUUCAAAUAUUGGGACACACUUUAAAAGCAAGUCUAAGAGAGCUCGGAUUGCUAUUUUUCUUUUUAUGUGUGGGUGUGAUAUUAUUCUCGAGUGCGGUUUAUUAUGCUGAGUUUGGAUCAUCAGGGACAAAAUUCCUCAGUAUCCCACAUUCCUUCUGGUGGUCAAUAAUAACGAUGACAACUGUCGGCUACGGCGAUAUGGUGCCAGAAACACUCGGAGGCAAACUGGUUGGUUGCUUCUGUGCAAUUACUGGCGUUCUUGCUAUAGCUCUCCCUGUGCCCGUAAUCGUUUCCAACUUUGCUUAUUAUUACUCACGAGAACAUAGUCGAGAGAAGAACGACAUCAACGAUGAAGAAGAGGAAAAAGGCAAGAAGGAAGACGUCGAAAGUGUUUCMCUCUCAAAGGGUAUAACCUGCUGUGGCAAAGCACUUUCUUUUGGCUCGAAUAACAUCAAGGAUACAGAAGAAGCAAUAGAAAUGGACACAAAGAACGGAAAUAUCACCAAGAACAAGAAAAAUGAGAACACAACUGAGAAUAAGUCGAACAACGAUUCGGAAAAACAAUCCAGGACGGAAGAAAACGCGGCCAACAAAGACAAUUCCCUCAACAAUACUCCUUCGGUUAAAAAYGAAAACAUGCCCCAAGGAAGUUCCACAACGGUAAUAAAUGAGACAAACAUUUAACAGUUCUUUUGAAUUCUUUAAUAUUAAUUCGGGUCCAAUAUAUUACUAUUAGCUAAUAAUACUGGCCUAUAAUUGCUUUUGUUACGAGGAUAUAAUGCGAAAUAUGAUAAUAUAACAUCUCUCAACAAAGGAAUUUUCCAAGAAUAAGAUCAUUAGAGGGCGAGGAGAAUAACGUUGACCCAUAGAUUUAAGAGACAGGGUAUCUAAGCGUCUACGGUCAUCUACAAGUACACAAAGUGGUUUUAAAGUAUCGCUUUCUUUUGAAAAGACAGUGAAGUAAAACUAUCCUCUAUCAACAAAGUGUUGUCGAGAGGCGGGUGAUGCGCAUGAUCACGAGCAUGCCAAGGCAUGAGAGGAGCGAGAUGGAUUCUUGCAGGCAAGAACACUACRUUACCACAUCACUGCGCAUGAGCAGAAUAUGAUCCUACAUGCCUGAUGGUAUAGUWAUUGAGUUUUUUAUAUAACUAUGUUUCGGGAUUGUUCGAAUGCUGUCGUCAUUUGGACAGUCCCAAGAACAAUUUUGAUAGGGGUCUAACUUUGCUGCAAAUGYAAUAAACAUAUGCACGAAUCCGGAAUUUUUUAAUACACAUAUUCUUAUGUGUGUUUCAACUGUUCAGUUUUCAUAUAUAUCGGAUAGGAUCAUCUUUUUCGGUGGUUUUGUGUAAAGGAUAUGCCUAUUUUAAAAUAGAAUUUCAAACGCCGCUUAAAAACCGGCUUUUGUCAAWCUAGGGUAUUCUAAUCACUGAUAUCUCACCUGUCCCAUCGGUUUUAUCGAUCUAUGAAGGCAACAGUAUUUAUGMAGCAAAGUGCAAUUCAACUCGUAUAGUUAUGUCAGUGAAGAUUUUGGCGAUGCAUGUAGAAAAUAAAAGAAUCCUUGAAAAAGUUCAA